AUGAAAAGAGUCUUCGGCGCUAAGAAAGACAAGGAACCGCCGCCGUCUAUUGAAGAUGCCUCCGAUAGGAUAAAUAAAAGAGGGGAUACGGUGGAUGAGAAGCUGAAGAAGCUGGAUGCUGAGUUGAAUAGGUACAAGGAACAGAUAAAAAAGACAAGGCCUGGCCCUGCUCAAGAAGCUAUUAAAGCUCGAGCCAUGAGGGUUCUUAAGCAAAAACGAAUGUAUGAAGGGCAACGUGAUAUGCUUUACAAUCAGACGUUCAACCUUGAUCAAGUUGCUUUUGCCUCUGAGGGUCUUAAAGAUGCUCAGCAAACUAUGUCAGCCCUGAAAUCUGCCAACAAGGAGCUGAAGGGAAUGAUGAAGACUGUGAAGAUUCAAGACAUCGACAACCUGCAAGAUGAGAUGAUGGACCUGAUGGAUGUUAGUAAUGAAAUUCAAGAGACCUUGGGCAGAAGCUAUAAUGUGCCUGAUGACAUCGAUGAGGAUGAACUCAUGGGUGAACUUGAUGCUCUGGAAGCAGACAUGGGAAGUGAAGCUGAUGGUGUUCCCUCCUAUCUUCAACCUGAUAAGGAGGAACCUGAUUUGGAUGCAGAGUUCAAUUUGCCUUCAGCACCCACCGGAAAUACAGCAGCACCAGCUGGCAGGUCCAAUGCCCAGGGUGAGGAUGAACUUGGUUUGCCUGCUGUCCCUCGAGCAUCUGUCCGCAGUUAGAUGAUCUACUACGAAGCUUUACUGCAUGCAUAUAGGAGGAAGGUGGAUGGAACAUGCCCUUGUAAACAUAUUGUGCAGAAUUAACUUCUAUUACUACUGUGAUUUAAUUGAUUUUAAUGGGUUGGGAUUUAUAAUAAGCAUUACUGCGUAAGGGUAAAAAUGGUUUUGAUGGGAAUAUUAAUGUUAUGAUCGCCAGGAUCACACUGCAUGAUGGAACCUUACUAUGAGUAAGUUAUAGGAAAUGUAGUAGGGUCGUCUUAUGGUGAAUAGGGUAUGUGGUUGACAAAUGAAAUAUUGAUGGAUUGCUUUAAUCUAUAUGUUUUUUGUUUGAGUGGUGAUUCUUGAAA
Molecule: messenger RNA, 1058 nt
Organism: Durio zibethinus
Lineage: Eukaryota; Viridiplantae; Streptophyta; Magnoliopsida; Malvales; Malvaceae
Gene: VPS60.2
Product: SNF7 family protein
Biological process (GO): late endosome to vacuole transport via multivesicular body sorting pathway; vesicle budding from membrane
Cellular component (GO): multivesicular body
Source: RefSeq, a predicted model, not a curated record